AUGCGUGCCAGCGAGCUGGAGGCGGGACCGGCGUGCGCGGGGACCGGGGCGAAGGGAGGGGCGUGCGCGGCGCCGGUGACGGAGCUUGCCAGGGUGAAAGGUCAGAGGUCCGCGCGCACUCCCAACAUGGCGGUGGCCGAGGCGGCGGCGGCGCGCAGCCCGGGAUCCCGUGCAGAACCCGUGUCCUCGCCGCGGGCUGAAUGGCCGCCGUGGGUACUCGUGCUACUGGCUGCCACGGUGGCCGGCCCAGGGCCAGGCCGCGCGACCCAGCUGUACCGGUCGGGCGAGGACGCCGUGUGGGUGCUGGACAGCGGCAGCGUGCGCGGCGCCACGGCCAACAGCUCGGCCGCGUGGGUCGUGCAGUUCUACUCGUCGUGGUGUGGCCACUGCAUCGGCUACGCGCCCACCUGGCGGGCCCUGGCCGAGGACGUGCGAGACUGGGCUGCUGCCAUCCGCGUGGCCGCUCUGGACUGUGCGGAGGAGAAGAACCUGGAGGUGUGCCGGACCUACGACAUCCACUUCUACCCCACCUUCCGGUAUUUUAAAGCAUUUACGAAGGAGUUCACCCCAGGAGAGAAUUUUAAAGGGGCUGACCGGGAGCUGCAGACCGUGAGGCGGAACAUGAUUGACUUCUUGCAGAACAGCCUCGGGGGCGCCUGGCCUCCAGCCUGCCCCUUACUGGAACCUGUUCCGCCCCACGACGUCCUGUCUCUGUGUGACAGCCAAGGUGGCCCUUAUGUGGCUGUGAUGUUUGAAAGCAACAGUUCCUAUGUUGGACGAGAGGUGAUGCUGGAUAUGGUCCCCUAUGAGAACAUGUUGGUGAAGAGGGCACUGGAUUCAGAUGGAGCAUUGCUUAAGAAACUGGGCGUGUCUUCAGUCCCUUCCUGUUACCUGAUCCGCCCAAACGGGACUUGCAGCGUCAUUAACAUCGCGAAGCCUCUCCGGUCCUUUUUCUCCUCUUACUUAAAGUCAUUGCCUGGAGUGAGGAAGAAACCACUCUCCCAGCCUGAGCUGCUGAGUAGAGAGGAGGAGAGCGUGGGGACCACAGUCUGGAGGGAAUUUGACAGGUCCCGGCUGUACACCGCUGACCUGGAAUCCACGCUGCACUACCUCCUGCGUGUAGAGCUGGCCUCCCACCGGUCACUGGAGGGGGAGGAACUGAGGACGCUCAAAGACUUCGUCACGCUGGUUGCCAAGCUGUUCCCCGGCCGGCCGACGGUCACCAGGCUACUCGAGCUGCUGCAGGAAUGGCUGGCCAGCCUGCCCCUGGACAGGAUCCCCUACGACGCUGUCCUGGAUCUGGUCAACAACAGGAUGCGGAUUUCUGGAGUAUUCCUUACCAAUCAGGUCCAGUGGGUUGGAUGUCAGGGGAGCAGACCAGAGUUGAGGGGCUACCCGUGUGGCCUCUGGAAGUUGUUCCACACCCUGACGGUCCAGGCUCGUGCAUAUCCGGAAGCGCUCAGUGGCACAGGUUUUGAAGGUGCCCCCCAGGCGGUGCUGCAGACCCUGAGGAGGUAUAUCCGCACCUUCUUUGGGUGCAGAGAAUGUGGCGAGCAUUUUGAGGAGAUGGCCAAGGACUCCCUAGAAGCAGUGAAGACCCCCGAGCAGGCAGUGCUCUGGCUUUGGAAGAAACACAACAUUGUGAACAGCCGCCUGGCAGGCCAACUGAGCGAGGACCCCAGGUUCCCCAAGGCCCCAUGGCCCACCCCGGAUCUCUGCCCAGCCUGCCACGAGGAAGUCAAGGGCCUGGACAGCUGGGACGAGGGCCAGGUGCUCCUCUUCUUGCAGCAGUACUACAGCCGUGCCAACCUGCUGGACACCUACUCUGCAGAGCCCAGGGGGCUGGGCCAGGAGGGGCACGGAGGGCACCCCAGCAGCCUCCAUCCUCCUGACACCCUGGGCCCCCAGCCCCUUCUGUGGGAGAACUUGCCUGGCAGAGCAGACAGCAAGGCCCGCCUGGAGCCCGCCUCCACUGUGCCCUUCCUUGGGGUUGGCUUCUCCAACCUGGACAUGAGUCUCUGUGUCCUGCUCUAUGUGGCCUCGUCCCUGUUCCUAAUGGUCAUGUACUUCUUCUUCCGCAUGAGGUCCAGGCGGUGGACGGUGAAGCACUACCCGCCCAUGGUCUAG
Molecule: messenger RNA, 2127 nt
Organism: Chrysochloris asiatica (Cape golden mole)
Lineage: Eukaryota; Metazoa; Chordata; Mammalia; Afrosoricida; Chrysochloridae
Gene: QSOX2
Product: quiescin Q6 sulfhydryl oxidase 2
Exons: 13
Coding region: 1-2127 (708 amino acids)
Biological process (GO): protein folding
Cellular component (GO): Golgi membrane
Molecular function (GO): protein disulfide isomerase activity; flavin-dependent sulfhydryl oxidase activity
Source: RefSeq, a predicted model, not a curated record